Molecule: messenger RNA, 2454 nt
Organism: Ramaria rubella
Lineage: Eukaryota; Fungi; Basidiomycota; Agaricomycetes; Gomphales; Gomphaceae
Source: the annotation of a GenBank genome assembly
CCCACGGUCUCACAUCCUCUUGUCAAAAAUUCUCGAUACUCCCCCCCCCCUGGCGACCCCCUUCACCGAACAACAAAUCCGCGAUGGCCAAAAUCGAACGACACGGAAAGGAUAUGCCCACGCUAUCGUGGAGCAUCUGGCAGGAGCUAUCGUCGAAUACCCGCAGACAGGCACCGUAAUGGGGGAAGCAAUUGCUCACCGCUUCGCAAUAGAUUUAAAUCAACCGUUUUUAAACCCCAAGGAUAAUGUUCAAUAUUCGCUCGGUGAUGCUCAUGGGGGGCAUCCCAAUGUCACCUGUGACCUCCUGCAAGAUAUCGAGACCCACAAGGCGGUCCAGUGUUAUCAAUUGAGAACUUCUUGCCGAUGUCUCAAGUAUUGUUCGUUCAACGGAACACGACUCUUGGAUAAACCCCCUCCCAGGUCUGAAUACCCACACACGUCGCAUGCCCCUCGUGAGGUAUUCUUGAAGACCUUGGCGUUUUUUUGCGCUCUUCGAGAGAACGGCUGCCCCCUUUCCGACAGAGACUGCGGCCCCCCCCGGAGGUCUGAUUUGCAUCCGGGACACGACGUAGAUGCCCCCGAGGAUGAGUAUUUCGGAGACGAACCCAGUGCCUAUACUUUGUAUCAAGCCCUGCAAGACGUGCGAGCACGCGAACGUCUCCCGAAUAAGUGUGGAGGGUGUCUUACCAUGGCCCGAAAUGUAUAUCUACAGAAUUUCAUUCAAUGUGAACAUCGUCGCAAAGGACACCGCGCACAUUUGAUCUUGCGCAACCUAAAGGAAUUCGAUCCUCCUUACCUGCAGGCGUUAAUGUGUAAUGACAUGCAUACCAUAUUGGCUUACGAAGCAGCUGCUUGUUUUGAGGGUUAUGGACCGAUGGCCGCAUGCGAUUCCGUCGCUGCGCCGCAAGAGCAGAAACAGCUGUGCCCAACAUGGCACCGAGACACCCAUGGGGUACUCACCCGAGGUACCAUGGAUCGUACUGAGCCCUGUCUUGCAGGAUUUGAAUUCUAUUAUCCCAUCGACCUAGGUCGCUGCCCAUACGUCCUACUCGUCUGUCGAAACCCACACUCACAUACCAAUCCUACUCCCACCAAGACUCCCCAGGCGAUCCAUGAUGUCUUCACCUCACUGCUUGAGGCACUCGAAUGGAAACUCGCAGACGCUACCCCACGGCGAAUUGUGUUGGACUCAGCGUUUAUGACGGGCUUGCGCAAAGUUCUCGGAUGGGUGGAUCUUUGUGAUCCUACGCUGGGUGACCUACAUCCGUCCUUGAGCAAUGCAGACCACAUGGCGCGGAUUAUAAAUAACCUUCGAAACAUCCAUUAUCCAUGUGGGACGGGGCUCGAAGGUGCCUACUGUCUCCUUUCCGAACACAGAAGCCUGCCGCCCGAGAAGCGUUAUGUGCACUGUGUUGAGGAACACAGCGUGUCCGGUGAAGGGAAAAUCUACAUCGUUAUCUGCAUGUUCAAGGCCAUGAGUCAGCUGUUAUUGCAAACUAGACAACCUUCUAUUGACACCUCUUUCAAACGUCUUCACAACUGGCAGGAGUUCGAAAUAGAGGCGUGGUUCCCAGAAUAUCUUUGCUCCAUUGUAGUCGCGCGUGCAUUCACAACUUCGCAGAGUGCAGAAGCUCACCGUAUACUAUUCAAUCGCAUUUUUUCAAUUGUGCACGAAGACACCGGCGAGAUUGUGAAGUUCCGACACAUUCACGGGGUCGGUUUUGACACCUUCAUGGCGGAUGGACAUAUAGGACAAGCAUUGGGUUAUUGCGUUAUAGAGUGGAGUAAGGCGUUGCAUGCACUUACCCCUUAUGAGCACCUUGCUCGGUUUUACCGUUAUUGCUUCACACAUUUUGUAAGAAAUGUGCUUGCACUGAAGGGACAGGUGUCUCUCGAAGUACGCACGGCCAUGCUGAGCAUUGCCGUAGCUGAAGCGUUGCCUGAUUUCGAAGGCACGCUACAACAGAUUCGUCAGGGAGGCAAGAAGGCUAUCGAUUGGUUGAAAAACAAGGAAUCUGCAGGUGGCUUUGCCCUGGCAGCACUCUACCAACCUCUGAGCAAGAUCCCAAUGGACAUCUGGAAGGCCUCCCCUUCAACUUCAAAUGGAAUUGAGCAGGCUCACCGCAGCAUAAAUGUGACGGUGUGAGACUUACCAUGCUGGCAGGUAUUAUGCGUGGGAUGCAGUACGACUCCCGAGCGAUGUCAGGCAUAGAAUUGCUAUGCAAGCAUGGCAUUCCUUCAAGAGACCAGCCACCAACACACUUUUGGCGGGCUGUGCGAGCUAUUUCCCGGGCCAGUGCGGUUCAGAAACGCACCAUUCAAGCUCACGAUGUUGAGCUUCAAACCGCCUAUAAGCAGCUUACUGGAUUACAAACCAAUGUCCAGACUCAAACUGUAUCCCUCAAGCGUGCUAAGGAGACAGGCAAAGGAAUUGAACGAGCAUAUAAGAAGUUA